Trichoplax adhaerens is the source of this 726-nucleotide messenger RNA. RefSeq lists its product as uncharacterized. The transcript has 5 exons. Gene Ontology annotation, biological process: protein modification process. The record is from RefSeq and is a predicted model, not a curated record. NCBI's taxonomy places the organism in Eukaryota, Metazoa, Placozoa, Uniplacotomia, Trichoplacea, Trichoplacidae. Bases 1 to 726 code for a protein of 241 amino acids. Gene Ontology annotation, cellular component: cytoplasm. Gene Ontology annotation, molecular function: biotin--[biotin carboxyl-carrier protein] ligase activity.
AUGAAUGUAAACCAGGACUCGGGUUUGGUAAUUAUAGCUAAUCAGCAGACACAAGGACGAGGUAGAUCCGGUAACAAUUGGAUUUCUCCGAGAGGGUGUUUAAUGACUUCUAUUCCGUUAACUAUUUCACGGCGCAGCAUUAUUGGAUCGCGAUUGCCAUUACUUGUUAAUAUUACCGGCUUAGCCGUUGUAAAGGCGGUUCGAUCCUUGGAAGGAUAUGAGAACAUUCCCUUAGGAAUCAAGUGGCCGAAUGAUAUUUAUUACCGCGAUGAAAUAAAACUAGGCGGUAUAAUUUUGAAAUCGCAGACUAUCGGAAAUAAUGAUCCACAAAUUGUCGUUGGCUGUGGAUUGAACGUUAGUAAUAGCAAUCCAACUAUGUGCAUUAACGAUAUUAUUGCAAGGUUUAAUAAUCGAACGGAAGGUGCUAAUUUGAAACCAAUAAGUGUUGGUCGGCUUGCGGGAUUACUAUAUAAUAAUCUCGAAACCAUCAUUUCCAACAUUGAAAAAUUUGGAAUUGGACAAUUUCAGCGAGAGUAUUAUAAGUACUGGAUUCAUAGUAAUAAGAAGGUUAAAAUCGCUAAUCGUGGUAACGAAGAUUUUUCAAUAGCCGGUAUUAAUGAUUACGGAUUUCUCUGUGUUACUGAUCGUUAUGGACAGAAAGUAACGUUACAACCGGAUGGUAACAGUUUCGAUCUGAUGCGAAAUCUAAUUACAUUGAAAAAUUAA